AUGCUGGAAGUAUCUAACCCCCACAGCUACCAAUACAUAAGAGCCUCCACCCGUCUUGAAAGAGUCAGAUUGGUCGAGCUCCACCGCCCAGCAGUCCUUAACGCGUUGAGCCCAGCGGUUUUGCUUGAGAUUUGCCACGCCCUCCAAGCUGCAGACUCGAACCCAGAGAUUCGCUGCAUUAUUCUCGCCGGCUCGCCCGAGCUGAAGGUGUUUGCCGCAGGAGCAGAUAUUAAAUACAUGUUAACGCUUUCCAGCGAGGAUGUUUUAAACCAGAAGGGAAUGCAUUUGGGCACGUGGGACAAAAUUUACCGCACCCUGAAGCCUAUGGUAGCUGCAGUGCAAGGGCUUGCGCUUGGGGGCGGCUGUGAGCUUGCCAUGUGCUGUGACAUUAUUUUGGCCACCAAGAAGACUCGUUUCGGCCAACCUGAGAUAAAGCUAGGUAUCAUUCCGGGGGGAGGAGGAACCCAGCGGUUUACCCAGAUUAUGGGUAAGUCCAGAGCUAUGGAGCUUGUUCUCACAGGGGACAUGUUCGGAGCUGUCGAGGCCAAUAACAGAGGACUUGUUGCUAAGCUCUAUGAUGAUUAUGAAGACUUAAUGAAAGGGGCAUUGUAUUUGGCCUAUAGGAUCAGUGGAAUGUCUCCGAUCGCUAUCGCCAACACCAAGCGGUCUGUCAAUGAGAGCUUCGAACUAGGAUUGACAAGCGGCUUGAAGACAGAGCAAGCCUUCCUUAUUCAGGGGUUACUAAAUAGCAGGCUCGGUGAGGGAGAUGAUGAGGAAGAGGAUGAGUAG
Molecule: messenger RNA, 789 nt
Organism: Babjeviella inositovora NRRL Y-12698
Lineage: Eukaryota; Fungi; Ascomycota; Pichiomycetes; Serinales
Exons: 1
Coding region: 1-789 (262 amino acids)
Biological process (GO): fatty acid beta-oxidation
Cellular component (GO): mitochondrion
Molecular function (GO): enoyl-CoA hydratase activity
Source: RefSeq, a predicted model, not a curated record